CACGGAGGCCCUGCCCCGCCCCUGCACCGCCGACUUGGUCUCGUCCGCAGCCGUCUCCACCCCGCAGCACGCUGUGGUACGCGCUGCGUUGCGCGCGGCGCAAGAUGGCGGCCUCCGUGUGCGGCGCGUUGCUGGGGCUAAGGGUGCUGUCCGGUAGCCGAGAGCUGCCUUGCACUUGGCACGCCCUGCACACCUCCGUGGUCUGCGCCAAGAACCAGGCGGCCCGAGUCCGCGUAAGCAAGGGAGACAAGCCAGUGACCUACGAGGAGGCACACGCGCCGCACUACAUCGCCCACCGUAAGGGCUGGCUGUCGCUGCACACAGGUAACCUGGAUGGGGAGGACCAUGCCGCAGAGCGAACGGUGGAGGAUAUUUUCCUUCGCAAGUUCAUGUGGGGUACCUUCCCAGGCUGCCUGGCUGACCAGCUGGUUAUAAAGCGCCGGGCUAACCAGUUGGAGAUCUGUGCCCUGGUCCUGAGGCAGUUGCCUGCACACAAAUUCUACUUCCUUGUGGGCUAUAGUGAAACUUUGCUGUCCCACUUUUUCAAAUGUCCUGUGCGACUCCACCUCCAAACUGUGCCCUCAAAGGUUGUGUAUAAAUAUAUCUAGGAUGAUCCCCUUUUUUUGCAUCAAGCUGUAACCUGCAGAGAAUGGAAAUGUAGGAAAGGAAUGGAACGUGAGGAAGUACAUCCCCUCAGAGGACCGAGGCAUGGUCUCAGCUGCUUUUAAUAAAGACCCUCUAUGUUGUC
Messenger RNA from Callithrix jacchus (white-tufted-ear marmoset), 748 nucleotides. It is a transcript of the gene MRPS24, whose product is annotated as mitochondrial ribosomal protein S24. The record is from RefSeq and is a predicted model, not a curated record. Gene Ontology annotation, cellular component: mitochondrion. Gene Ontology annotation, biological process: translation. Lineage: Eukaryota; Metazoa; Chordata; Mammalia; Primates; Cebidae.